UGGAUCAUCAUCAACGAAUUUAUUUCAACAUUUUACAUCACCAUUAUAUCAUCAUCAUCAUCAACAACAACAACAGCAGCAACAGCAGCAGCAGCAGCAAAUUUGUUCCAGUACAACAUUAUUGGAAUUGCCUAUUAUGAAAUCAAAACGUGCUGAAUCAAAUUCCAGUUCAACAUCAUCAUCAAAUCAUUCAACAACAACAACAACAACAACAUCGACAACAACAACAAAAUCACCAACAGCAACAACAACAAUAACAUCAAUGAUAGAAAAACCAUUACAAAAUUUAGCCGAUACUAGUCAACAACAACAACAACAUCCGGAUACACAACAUCAUCAUCAUCAAUAUGAUGAUAUCGAUGAUGAUGAUAUUGAUGAUGGUUCUGGUUCGGAUGAUAAAUUAUCAUCGAUUAUCAGUGGUGGUGGUGGUAGUAAUGUUGUUGUCAGUGGUGGUAAAAAUCAUGGAAAUAGUAAUAAUAAAAAACGAACACGAAGACAACGAACACAUUUUACAUCACAACAAUUACAAGAGCUUGAAUCAACAUUUCAACGUAAUCGUUAUCCAGAUAUGGCAACACGUGAAGAGAUUGCCAAUUGGACAUCAUUAACUGAACCAAGAGUACGGGUAUGGUUUAAAAAUCGUCGUGCAAAAUGGCGUAAACGUGAACGUAAUGUAGCCGCUGAACAAUUACGACAAGCAUCGGCUGCAACAAAUUUUUCAACAGCCGCAGCAGCAGCAGCUAGUUUUAAUGGAUUGAUUCCAACAUUAGAUCAUCAUCCGCAUCCACAUUCACAUCAUCAUCAUCAACAUCAUGAUCCAUCAUCAUUAUAUAGUGGUUAUCAAUCUGCAUAUGCAAAUGGUUGGACAACAGCAGCAGCAGCAGCUAAACAUCAUGCUGCAGCGGCAGCAGUAGCAGCAGUUGCAGCUAAAAAUACAUUUCCAUGGUCAACAUUAACAUCAUCAACAACAUCAUCAUUAGGUGGAAAUAGUAUUGGUCAUAUUAUUGGAAAUGAUGAAUCAACAUCCGAUUCAACAACAACACCAACAACAACAACAUUACUAGGAACAAAUAUAAUCGAUAAUGGAUCAAUAACUUCUGGUCUUUAUCCAUCAUCAACAUCCCCACCACCACCACCACCAUCAUUUUCAGCUGCUGCAAUUGUUUAUCAACAACAUCGUUUAGGUAUUAGUGGUGGUGAUAAUGGUACAUCACAACCUUCAUCCCCCCAACAACAACCACCACCACCAUUAUCAUCAACGACAUUAAAUAAUCAUCGAAAUUAUUCAACAAAAACUAAUAGUUCGAAUAAAUUAUCAUCACCACCAAGAUUAUCAUCAUCAUCAUCAUCAUCAUCGUCAUCAUCAUCACCAAUUGGUG
Messenger RNA from Dermatophagoides pteronyssinus (European house dust mite), 1379 nucleotides. RefSeq lists its product as uncharacterized. Gene Ontology annotation, biological process: anatomical structure morphogenesis; regulation of transcription by RNA polymerase II. Gene Ontology annotation, molecular function: RNA polymerase II cis-regulatory region sequence-specific DNA binding; DNA-binding transcription factor activity, RNA polymerase II-specific. Gene Ontology annotation, cellular component: nucleus. The record is from RefSeq and is a predicted model, not a curated record. Lineage: Eukaryota; Metazoa; Arthropoda; Arachnida; Sarcoptiformes; Pyroglyphidae.